This is a messenger RNA of Linum tenue, 1266 nucleotides long. The record is from the annotation of a GenBank genome assembly. NCBI's taxonomy places the organism in Eukaryota, Viridiplantae, Streptophyta, Magnoliopsida, Malpighiales, Linaceae.
AUGCACAGGGAUUCUGCUGACUCUAAAGAAUCCAAGACAACCUCCUGGUUCAAGAGAUUCAUAGGGCGUGAACAGAAACCCGAAGUAACCUGGCCGUUCCCUUUUGUGGAGGGAAGGUUGUUCAUCUUAACAUUGCGAGCGGGCGUUGAUGGCUACCACAUCAGUGUUGGGGGUCGCCAUGUGACUUCAUUUCCUUACCGCCCAGGAUUUACCCUUGGAGAUGCUACAGGGUUAGCAAUAAAAGGAGAAGUAGACAUUAAGUCAGUUUAUGCAACUUCGCUCCCCAAGUCUCAUCCGAGCUUCUCUCCUCAAAGGGUACUGGAAAUGUCAGAGAAGUGGAAAGCUCGUCCCAUCUCAAAGAGUCCUAUUUGGCUUUUUAUUGGGAUUUUGUCAGCCACAAACCACUUUGCAGAACGCAUGGCAGUUAGGAAAACAUGGAUGCAAUCAUCAUCGAUAAAGUCCUCUAAUGUGGCAGUUCGUUUUUUCGUGGCAUUGAAUCCAAGAAAAGAGGUGAAUGCUGUGCUGAAGAAGGAGGCUGAUUACUUUGGUGACAUUGUGAUUUUACCAUUUAUGGAUCGUUACGAGCUCGUAGUUCUUAAGACGAUUGCCAUCUGUGAGUUUGGGGUUAAAAAUGUUUCGACUGCAUACAUCAUGAAAUGCGACGAUGACACAUUUGUAAGGGUGGAGACAGUAUUGAAAGAAAUUGAUCAUGUCUCCCGAAAGAAGUCUCUCUAUAUGGGAAACCUGAAUCUGUUGCAUCGUCCUCUGAGAAAUGGAAAAUGGGCAGUCACUUUUGAGGAGUGGCCAGAAUCAGUAUAUCCACCUUAUGCAAAUGGUCCAGGAUAUGUAGUGUCUAGUGAUAUCGCCAACUUUAUCGUUUCUCAACACAACAAUCGGAGCCUCAGGCUAUUCAAGAUGGAAGAUGUGAGCAUGGGAAUGUGGGUUGAGCAAUUCAACAGCACGACACCCGUCCAGUACUCCCACAGCUGGAAGUUCUGUCAAUAUGGAUGCAUGGAAGAUUACUACACAGCACAUUACCAGUCGCCGAGGCAGAUGAUUUGCCUGUGGGAUAAGUUGUCGAGAGGACAAGCUCAUUGCUGCAACUUCAGAUGACAGUAUCUGAACCGAAUUAACCAAAACGGGUUGGUAGCAUUCAUAGAUUGUUCUGGCAGUGGAAUCCUUGUGGCAAAAGGGAGGAGAGUUACUUGCAUUGUAGGAAGAAGCCAGGCUAAGUAGUGUAGAAAUAUAUAUAUGAAGGUAGUCGUU